This is a messenger RNA of Leptidea sinapis, 1023 nucleotides long. RefSeq lists its product as uncharacterized. The record is from RefSeq and is a predicted model, not a curated record. The transcript is spliced from 2 exons. The coding region runs from base 1 to 705 and encodes 234 amino acids. Lineage: Eukaryota; Metazoa; Arthropoda; Insecta; Lepidoptera; Pieridae.
AUGCGGAGGGAUACCCUAAGGAGUUAUGUUAUAAAUUUUUCAUUUCUGUUCUUUCCAGUGACGCAGUGCCAGGAUCGUUGGAAGAAACUGCGAGAUAACUUCAGAAAAGCCUAUUAUAACCGAAAAGGCAAGAGUGGCGAUGGUGCAACUACGUCCAAAUUGAUAAAAUUUGAAAAAGAACUUUCUUUUAUAAUACCAUUUUUUCGCAAUCGAAACCAAAUAUCUAAUGUAACAUUAUCAUCGGAUGAUUCAGAGCCUGGCACACCAAUACCACCACCAUCGACAUCAUCUAAACGUUCUGACCAUUCUGAAGUUGAAUCGCUUGCAAGUACUUCUGGCUCGAAAAAGAGACCACGCUUAAGCAAAGAUGUUGCUACGGUUUUCGAAGAGUAUCUUGAAGAAAAAAGAAAUACUACACCCCGUGACAAGGCAUUACGUAAUUUUUUUUUGUCUAUGUCAGAUACAGUGGAAACAUUCCCAAAAGAAGUCCAAGCACGAAUUAAAAGGCGCGUGUUUAACAUUGUUAAUGAAGCUGAAUUAAGUCUGUAUGAAAAUAGUACAGAUUUGAAUUAUUCUUUGUCUAUAAAUUCACCGCCAUCGACUAAUCAAUCUACUUACCUAGUGUCAAACGAAACCUAUAUCCCUCAAAACUAUCCAGAUCAGACUACUUACGGGUACAAUACCAGCACACAAAAUACAAAAUAAUAAACAAUCAAAAACAAUAAUAAUUAUAAUAAUAAUAAUUAAACACACACAAAUCUGUACUAUUUAAUUACAUUUCAUUAACGUAAAUAAUGCUUAAUAAAUGGAGGGCUGUGAUUUUGUGAUCUAUUUAGAUGUUUGUGUUAUUUAACAUGAUUAGUAUAAGUAAUUUACAUUUCAUUAACGUAAACAAUGCUUAAUAAAUGGAGGGCUGUGAUUUUGUGAUCUAAAUAACAUGAUUAGUAUAAAUAAUUGUUUUUUAUUUACCUUAAAGUUACCGUUAACCUUUCUUCGGCUGUAAUGGUGCAACGAUAAUUUGUA